GACACAAACAUUUUACUACAGAGUAAUAAGAAAAAUGCCUACCACAGUGAAUGAAGUUGCAGAGAAAACCGAAAUGCUGGAGCUCGAUCCCAAGUCCGGUGUUGCUCUGAAGCCAACAACAACGAAAGACGAAAUCAACGAGACAGCACCCGACGAGUUAACAGACAAGGUCACUGAAGCUGAUGAAACCAUAAACAAAACUGCUCCAACAGAAGACAAGGCUGAUCAGAAAGAAGAACCUGCUGCUGCUGCUGUAAAAGACGAGGAUAUUCCGGUUGAAGUCGAACCCAAGACUGGAAUAUCUUUUCCGGUUAAGCUUCGCGAUGGGAAGCAACUGACUGCUGUUGGCCUGAGAAAGAAGAGCAUGCUUGGCAUUGGCAUCAAGAUAUAUGGCUUUGGCAUAUAUGCAGAAAAUGAGAAGCUGAAAGAUAUUCUUCUAAGGACAAAAUUCGAGAAAGAACCAACUAAAGCGACAAAGGAAAUGUAUCAGGUGGUGAUUGACAGUGAUGUCGGAAUGAUGGUUCGAUUGGUUAUUGUGUACUCUAGCUUGACAAUGAGCAUGGUUAGGAAAAGCUUCGAUGAAGGGCUUGGGGCAUCUAUCAAGAAGCUCACAGGUGGCAAGAAUGAACAGAUCACUAAAAUGAUUAUGGGGGAAGCAUCAGAUGAAAUAAAGCUGACACCAGGUUCUGUGAUUGAGAUAUCCAGGCUUCCAGGGUACACACUCCAAACUAAAGUUAAGGGGGAGAUUGUGAGCACGGUUCAGAGUGAACUGCUUUGCAGGGCGUAUAUAUAUAUGUAUUUAGGAGAAGAUCCUUUCGACAAAGAGGCUAAGGAGAAAUUCGGGGCAUCUAUGCUUUCACUCUUUUGAGGAGGACUUCUUCCAAGUACUAAGGAAUAAAUUCUAAAUAAAGAAGCGGCGGCGGUGGUGGGAAGAAAGUUCGUUAAAGAAUAUCCCCUAUGUAUUUUCAGUGUGUUAAAGAAAAUAUCCUAUGUAAUAAUAAUCGGCUGCUUAAUUCUAAUUCAGCAAUACACAAAAUUUAGUUCAUGUUGUUAAUGAAUCAUAUAUUAAGGAUCUAGCACACAAAACAUGUUUUCCAGUGAAGUUGGUACGAAAAAUGAAAAAUCCGGAAUUAAAGCUAGAAUGUGACAGUCUCGGGUUAAACGAAGAUAUGUUUCAGCAGAAGAA
Messenger RNA from Erythranthe guttata (spotted monkey flower), 1186 nucleotides. Its product is annotated as chalcone isomerase-like protein 1. Gene Ontology annotation, biological process: fatty acid metabolic process. NCBI's taxonomy places the organism in Eukaryota, Viridiplantae, Streptophyta, Magnoliopsida, Lamiales, Phrymaceae. Gene Ontology annotation, molecular function: fatty acid binding; intramolecular lyase activity. The record is from RefSeq and is a predicted model, not a curated record. Gene Ontology annotation, cellular component: chloroplast stroma.